CUUUAUGCUCUCAUAUUCUCUUAAAAUAUCGAUAAUAUGGCGUGGACGAGGAACGUGAUGGUGUUUCCUUUGUUACUCGCGCUGCUUAUUUCCUCCACAAACGCGAUUCCGGAAGACGCUAUCAACGAUCUCUGCAGCGAAACGCAGGACAAGGACUUCUGCCUUAAACACAUAGGCACCGACCCGCGAACGAAGGCAGCGGCCAACUUAAACGGCGUUCUGUUAGUCGCGAUAUCGCAAGCGACAAAUCAGGUGAUCGAUGGAUCGACGCACAUCGACGCGAUCAAAGGCGGUGUAUCGGACGCGUUAGGGCAAAAGCGAAUCGGCGUCUGCGAUUCGGACUACGAGAACGCUCAUACGAAGUUCCAAGAAGCAUGGGGCAAAGCUAAUGAAGGUGCGUUCAUGGAGGUGAUCAACUUCGUACGCGACGGCACAAACGCAGUCAUCGACUGCAUCAAUGUCUACCGAAGAGAUGGUCCGACUACGGACAAUCCACUCGGUUACUUUAACCAAAAUGUUUUUAAAUUGUCUGAAAUUAUUCUCGUCGUUAACAAUAAGCUCAUAGGGUAGCAUAUGUUACAUGCCAUCUUCUCAUGUGUUGUAUGUAACCUACCUAUCUCUAUACAGAAUAUAUUGUAUGCUGAA
Molecule: messenger RNA, 645 nt
Organism: Tarenaya hassleriana
Lineage: Eukaryota; Viridiplantae; Streptophyta; Magnoliopsida; Brassicales; Cleomaceae
Exons: 1
Coding region: 37-570 (177 amino acids)
Biological process (GO): negative regulation of catalytic activity
Molecular function (GO): pectinesterase inhibitor activity
Source: RefSeq, a predicted model, not a curated record